GUAUCACCCCUCUGAGCUCUAUUCUUCUAGAAAAUGGCUUCGUCGAUGUACAACAAUGGCAUCUCAAUUGCAGUUUCCGAUGACGAGUCUGACGAGCUCGCUGGAAGAAUUAGGGCACGAGUACGAAGGAAGCGCAAGAAACAUGGCGUCCGCGGUAAGACCGAGUUCACUCGACGAGUCAUCCAGCUGCUCCUAAGGUGGUGGCCCGUCCUGCUUUGCCUUCUAGCUGUUGGACUUCUCCUCUUUGAGGCGUCUCGUAUUGGUGGAAAUUCCAGUCCUCAGGUUAGAAAUUCGGAUCAUCUGCCUCGGAAGAAAUCGGUCGAUACCGUAGUAGAAGGAAAACCGCCGGGAAAUUUGAAUCGCCUUGAUCCAGUAACUCGUGCUCGCGGUGGAGUUAGAGAACGUUGCUUGGAUCUCUUACCUCCUGAAGAACUUGAGAAACUGGAUUUUCCAAUUGGAGAUGCACAUACUAAACCUGUUAAAAGCAUAGUAUACAAAUCAGAUGCUGAUGAACACUCUGCUGAAGGGAAUUUGACACUACAACAAUUCUCUGACUCAACAAGAUUUAACUUAUUCACAGGAAGCCAAUCAUUUGAGCAAAGGGAAGAAAGCUUUAAGGUAAGUGAAACAGCUGUUGUCAACUGUGGCUUUUACAGUGAGGCAGGAGGGUUCAAGAUUUCUGAUGAAGACAAACAGUAUAUGCAAUCUUGCAAAUCCGUGGUGUCAACAUGUGCAUUUGGCGGUGGAGAUAAUCUUUACCAACCAAUAGGAAUGUCAGAGUCAUCUCUCAAGAAGGUUUGCUAUGUGGCAUUUUGGGAUAACAUUACUCUUGCAACACAACAAGCAGAGGGUCGUACUGUUGGUGAUGACAAUUAUAUUGGAAAGUGGCGCAUUAUACUAGUCAAGGAUCUACCUUUUAGUGACCAAAGGUUGAAUGGAAAAAUCCCAAAGAUGUUGCCCCAUCGGCUCUUUCCAAAUGCUAGAUAUUCCAUUUGGGUAGACUCAAAAUCCCAGUUUAGGAGGGAUCCCUUGGGUGUGUUUGAAGCCCUACUCUGGCGUUCAAAUUCUGUACUGGCAAUUUCAGAACAUGGAGCUCGCAGUAGCGUAUAUGAUGAGGCAAAGGCUGUUGUCAAAAAAAACAAGGCCACCCCGGAGGAGGUGGCGGUACAAAUGAUUCAGUAUCACAAGGAUGGCCUCCCUGAGGAUAAGAGAUUCAAUGGAAAGAAGGCUCUUUCUGAGGCCUCAAUUAUAGUCAGGGAGCACAAUCCAUCAACUAAUCUCUUCAUGUGCCUCUGGUUUAAUGAGGUAGUUCGCUUCACAUCACGUGAUCAACUAAGUUUUCCAUAUGUUCUAUGGCGUUUCAAAGUGUUGAAGAAUAUAAAUAUGUUCCCUGUUUGCACCCGGAAGGAUCUUGUAAAUAGCAUUGGUCAUGUUCGCAAGGCAAAACCCCUAACAAACUGAUUACUUGUGCUCCCAGCUAUUUUUAAAUCUGUUUUCUACCCCGGAGUUGUAAUAUUGCAACAUUCAUGAGGGCUAUUGCAUUCAUUAUUCUCCAUCCACUUAAUAUUGAAUUAGGUUAUAUGCUUAGCUAUUGAGUUAUGCAUAUGGAUUAGGAUGCCCAAUUGAGCCCUCUGUUUGUAUUCAUUUUGAUUGUAUGUAUGUUUCCAUGGGUGUACAUGUAAUACCGAGUUGAAUCCCAACUCAAAUUUGCUAUAGAGAUUUUACUUCAUUAUCGCCCAUAUAUCUUUCAAGGGAAAA
Ipomoea triloba (trilobed morning glory) is the source of this 1758-nucleotide messenger RNA. RefSeq lists its product as uncharacterized. Bases 34 to 1461 code for a protein of 475 amino acids. The record is from RefSeq and is a predicted model, not a curated record. The transcript is spliced from 6 exons. Lineage: Eukaryota; Viridiplantae; Streptophyta; Magnoliopsida; Solanales; Convolvulaceae.